Molecule: messenger RNA, 1848 nt
Organism: Schizosaccharomyces japonicus yFS275
Lineage: Eukaryota; Fungi; Ascomycota; Schizosaccharomycetes; Schizosaccharomycetales; Schizosaccharomycetaceae
Product: U3 snoRNP protein Utp15
Exons: 1
Coding region: 190-1683 (497 amino acids)
Biological process (GO): rRNA processing
Cellular component (GO): nucleolus
Source: RefSeq, a predicted model, not a curated record
UCGUUUUUGUUUUUUUCUUUUCGUAUGCUGUGUCAUUCAUUUCGUUCUGUCCUACCCUUACUAAGUAAAAAAAAACACUAACACCAUUAACCAAGAAUCCUGGGACUUACCCUUACUGUUAGAAUUGUUGCAGUACGUGACAGAGGAACCAUCCGCCAACCGCUUCGAUCUGUUGCUUGUUUUGCAGAAAUGUCCGCUCCUACAGGGAGACUCCAACCGCAAAGAUUUGCGGCUCUUCCCUCUCAUUUAACCUCUGAAAACAAAUUCUGGAACUCAUUUAAGGUUCCAAUUGUUGCAAAAGAGUAUGCAGCUGUAACCAAUAUUAAUUUCUCUCAAAGUUCGCCCUACGACUUUGCUGUGACUAGCGGAACUCGAAUUCAAAUUUAUGGUGCCAGUUCUCGUUCUGUGAAAAAAACUAUCGCCCGGUUUAAGGAUACAGUAUACUCGGGAAAUAUUCGAAAUGAUGGCAAGCUUAUUGUUGCAGGAGACGCGACUGGUCUCAUUCAGGUUUUCGAUACUGCUACAAGAAGUGUAUUAAGAUCACUGAACUCACACAAUUUGCCCGUCCGUGUGACUAAGUUCUGUCCUUAUGAAGCAACAUCGUUUCUGUCUGGUUCAGAUGACAAAACUGUCCGAGUUUGGGAUCUCUCCACGGGAAGAACAACUGUAGAACUCACCGGACAUGAGGAUUACGUACGCUGUGCUUCUUGGAGCAGUGCUACGCGACUUGUCAGUGGUAGUUAUGAUGGUACAGUCCAUCUAUGGGAUAUACGGUCUAGCAAUCCCAAAGUGAUGUCUUGGAGCCACGGUGAAGCAGUGGAUGCUGUGUUGAGUAUGAAGUCCGGCACAGCCGUUAUUUCUGCCGGUGGUCCGUCGGUCAAAGUUUGGGACUUGGUUGCUGGUCGGUCAAUUCCCAUGAAGACACUCAUCAAUCAUCAAAAGAGUGUUACAUGUCUUACCACAAAUGCGGACGAAUCUCGUUUGCUUAGCGGUGGUUUAGAUGGUCAUGUCAAAAUUUACAAUGUUGCCGACUGGAAGGUGGUCCAUGGUAUCAAGUACUCUGCACCUAUCUUGUCACUUGGCCUCUCUCCUGAUAACCGCAAUCUUGUUACUGGUAUGGUCAAUGGAACGUUGUCCAUCCGUUCACGUCGCGUCGAGAAAAAACCUUCGGAGCUGUCACAAAGAAAGCUUUUCUUGGGAGGUGUUGGAAGCGCAUUUGGCGUUCAACAACAGAAAAAGCCUACUUAUAAGGGCCAAAAUGAUGACUUCUAUGUUGAAGAAGUCAGAAGAAAGCGUCUUCGUCCAUAUGAUAAGGCCUUGAAAACGUUCAAUUAUGCUGAUGCUCUUGACAUGGCCAUUCAAAAUGGUUCCCCUAUCUUAAUUGUCACCAUGUUUGUCGAGCUCAUGAACAUCGGGGGUUUGCGUACGGCUUUGAUGAACCGCGACGAUCUUUCGUUGACACCGAUUCUUAACUUUCUUCGCAAAUACAUGCAAGAUCCUCGGUUUGUUAAGGUUCUGUGUCAAGUCGCCUCCACAAUUAUCGACAUCUACGGUGUCUUCUUGGGCGGCAGUGUGCUUGUCGAGAAGGCAAUUUUGAAACUAAAGGAGAAGGUUGAACGGGAAGCAGCAAUUGCACAGCAAGCAAGUGAGCUCUCAGGCAUGCUUCAAAUGCUUAUUGCUUAAGAAUUUUCAUUCAUUUGUUUGAUGUAGCAGAUUUGGUGGUCUACUGGUUCUCUGGCUGGCGUGUAGGAUAAAAUUAUCGCGUUGAAAUUGAAUUUAUGGGAUAUUAAAAUAAAAGAACUGGAAUUAGUUUAUUAAAAAUAGAAGCUUUCACCUCUUUGAGUAAAC